Sycon ciliatum is the source of this 2071-nucleotide messenger RNA. Its product is annotated as dihydroxy-acid dehydratase 2-like. The coding region runs from base 270 to 2000 and encodes 576 amino acids. The transcript has 25 exons. Gene Ontology annotation, molecular function: dihydroxy-acid dehydratase activity. Gene Ontology annotation, biological process: branched-chain amino acid biosynthetic process. NCBI's taxonomy places the organism in Eukaryota, Metazoa, Porifera, Calcarea, Leucosolenida, Sycettidae. The record is from RefSeq and is a predicted model, not a curated record.
GUGCUGUCACUGACUAGUCACUGUGACAGCUCCCAUUCAGCUAGCUAACCCAGUAGAUCUACUAGAUCUACAGCCAAGGCGACACUUGCUUAUUUUUUGUAGUGUUAGUUUUGUAGUUUGUACAGUACAGAUCAAGCUGUCCAAGUCAUCCAACUCCAACAAAACAUCUGAUUUUCUAUAAUAACUACAUAAUCAUUGCUGGUGUGACCGGCGUUAGCUUUCAAAGUUAUCAAACCGGGCUCGUCAGUUACACUCGCUAACCUUGAACAAUGGCUGCAGAACUGAAGCCAACGAGCUGGAAGCUGACUGGAAACCCAGAGACGCCCAGAGAGGAUCCUCACUGGAUAAAACGGACCGCAGCCCGGGCUCAUCUACGAGCGGCUGGCUUCAAGGAGGAAGACUUCAAGAAGCCUGUGUUCACCAUAGUCAACCCUUACAGCAAUGCACUACCAUGCAACAAUCACUUCCAUGAACUGGCAGACAUCGUUGUGAAAGAACUUGAGAAGCUCGGCGGGAAAGGAUUUCUUUGCAACACCCCGGUUGUCAGUGAUGGUGAGACAAUGGGCUCCAAUGGUAUGAAGUACUCGCUGAUAUCACGUGACCUGAUUGCCGACUGCGGUGAACUCAUGCACCAAGCAUAUGCUGCAGACAGCAUCAUUGCUCUGGGAGGAUGUGAUAAAACAGUGCCUGGUGUUCUCAUGCCGCUGGCAAGGUUGAACACGCCUGGUAUCAGUCUGUAUGGUGGCACCAUCUUGCCUGGCAAGUGUGAUGGACAUGAGCAUCUAGAUGCAUGCUCUGUCAUGGAGGCCAUAGGAUCGUACGGUGCCGGCAUCAUGGACAUUGAGGAGCUGCACAAGAUCGAGUGUGGAUCCUUGCCAGGCUCUGGCGCCUGUGGUGGUAUGUACACGGCCAACACCAUGUCGUCGGCUGUGGAAGCUCUCGGAAUGGCGCUGCCUGGCACAGCUUCAUCUCCUGCAGUCACACCAGGCAAUGUGGUGACGGAAAAGAAGAAGGAGCAAUGUCGUCAGGUGGCUGCCAUGGCAAUGGAGAACCUCAAGGCCGGUGUCAAGACCCGCGAUAUCAUGACAAAGAAGGCAUUUGAGAAUGCGGUCACCGUCCUGUAUGCUCUCGGCGGAUCAACGAAUGGAGUGCUGCACUUGCUUGCACUAGCUCAUGAAGCUGAUGUUGAUUUUAAGAUUGAAGAGUUCAACACCAUCGGCAGCCGUACUCCUCUGCUGUCCAACCUGCAGCCUCAUGGCAAGUACCACAUGAAGGACCUUGAUGACAUCGGUGGCUUGCCGGUUGUGAUGCGUGAGCUGCUGGAGGCUGGCUUGAUCCAUGGUGACUGUAUGACAGUGAACGGGAAGACUAUGGCAGAGAACGUGCGCAAUGCUCCCAGACUGGCAGACCUCAAGCAGGAUGUGAUCAAUCCGAUAAGCAAACCGUUUGCCCCGGCUGGCCGUCACAUCAUCAUCUUGAAGGGAAGCCUUGCACCAGACAGUGCUGUGCUGAAGAUCAGUGGAAAGCAGAUCGAGCACUUCACCGGGAAGGCGGUGGUGUUUGACGGAGAGCAGAAGGCGUUCGAUGCCAUCAUGCAGGGGCAGCUGAAGCCCGGCCAUGUGUUGGUGAUACGCUACGAGGGUCCGAAAGGAAGUCCCGGCAUGCCCGAAAUGCUGAGUCCGGGUGCAGCGCUGGUCGGUGCUGGUCUUGGUAACUCGGUGGCGCUAGUCACCGAUGGCCGCUUCAGCGGUGCUUCACACGGUAUCAUGCUUGGUCACAUUACGCCGGAGGCACGUGACGGCGGCCCCAUCGCACUGGUGCAGGACGGCGAUGAGAUCCACAUCGACGUGCUCAAGAAGACGGUUGACUUGGUCGUACCCGAGUCCGUGCUGGCCGAGCGGCGCGCGCAAUGGCAAGCACCGGCGGACAACCUCCGCGGCCUGCUGGCCAAGUACCGGCGUAACGUGUCCAGCGCUCACCGAGGUGCCACCACGUACUGAACAACGGUUUGAUCUCCCGCAGAAGGUUGUGUGUGCUGUAUAGAGAUCGACGUGUACGUUUUGACAGUUUA